GCUCAGCUACUGCUCCCCUCCAUCCAAAAUUUUUUGGUCUCCUGCCAGUCCCGUAUAUAUAGAGAUAGUUCUGAGAUGAGAUGGGCUGACCCAUUGAACUAUUCAUUGUCUAUACUUUCAGAGUUCGACUGGAGAACAAUGAGCAGAAUGACCGGUACAAGUUGGAUGUUUCCAUUGCUGGGACUAUUGGGAUCCGCUACGGCAACCACUUUCAACGUUACCCACUACCCGCCAGCGAACACGAGCAACACUGUCUUGUCCGAAGUUAUUGACGGUUCCGGAGCCCCUGGAAUCUAUAACUCAUCUACGACUCCCGCUGGAGAAUAUGGAAUCUACAACUGGUGUGCCAUGCCCCACGUCCGAAAGGAAGAGUACCAAAAGGUCUCCAGUGACUACACUUUGAAGUACCUAGAGGUUAUUCAGAGGCACAACAAACGUACUCCCUACUCGUCCAACACCUUUUUCAAGGAGGACAUCUCAUGGGACUGCGAGGGCGAGGGACCCUACGCCUACGCUCGAAAUGCCAACCAAUUCAACACUACCCCCAUUUACUGGCAGGCUGAGGUCAACACCUUGAACCCAUUCGAGUACACCGUUGGACCUGGUUUCAUCAACUCUACUUGCCAGUUCCCUAUGGAGACAUCGGCCGGUCUGGAAGACUCUCGAGUACAUGGUGAAGACUUCCGAGGCGUGUACGGAGACAUGCUCCAGUUUUUGCCUUUGUCUUCGGAGAGAGAAAAGUACCAAUGGCGAGUGACGAACAACCCCAUCACUUCGCAAACUCUGGCCGGAUACGCCGCCGGAAUCUACCCUGACAUUGACGACUAUUAUGCGUUGAUCCAGAGCGACGCCUACGACUCCCUUGAACCCGCUUUCAGCUGCCCUGCCGCCUCCGCUAUUAAAGCUGCUCAACUUGCCUCCGACCCGUGGAUUGCUCACUUGAAUGAAAGUCAAACGCUUCGGGAGAAGAUGAAUAACAUCUCUGGUAUCGCCGCCAAUGACACUGCUGGAUGGCACAACUCAUGGGAUCAUUACUACGACAAUCUGUCCGCCAAGCAGUGCCACCAGAAGGCUCUGCCUUGCUCUCUCAACGACACUAGCCUCUGCGCUUCGCAAGAGGACGCCAAUGCCAUCUACAGGCUCGGAAACUGGGAGUACUCUUACUGGUGGCGAGGAGACACCAACUCUACCCUGCGAUCAGUCCUGACCAUGGGACCUUGGUACCGAGAGCUUCAGGGUCAUUUCGCCGACGUCGUCAGCGGCAAGAGCUGCAUGAAGUAUUACCACAACUUCGCUCACGAUGGCUCGAUGGCGCCUGCCCUUGGAAUCUUGCAGAUCGACGAGCCCGUCUGGCCCGGUAUGGCAUCUGAGCUUGUCUUCGAGCUCUACGAGAAGGCUUCCAACUACUUCCUCAGAAUCCUCUGGGGAGGUCAGCCACUCAAAACCUCGACUCCCAUGGGCACUCUCGACAUGAUUUCCCUGGACGACUUCAACUCGUACCUCGACAACAUGUUCCCCGAGGACUUUGUCGCGGCCUGUAAUGCUUAGGGAGAGAUGCUGGGAUGUGGAGCAAGUCUGGAGACGUUUAUUAUAGUCGUUGGGAGCAGAGUAUAAUCAUGCAUAGACCUUUACGGAGA
This is a messenger RNA of Kockovaella imperatae, 1637 nucleotides long. Its product is annotated as histidine phosphatase superfamily. Gene Ontology annotation, biological process: dephosphorylation. Gene Ontology annotation, molecular function: phosphatase activity. The transcript has 18 exons. The record is from RefSeq and is a predicted model, not a curated record. Lineage: Eukaryota; Fungi; Basidiomycota; Tremellomycetes; Tremellales; Cuniculitremaceae. Bases 76 to 1548 code for a protein of 490 amino acids.